Molecule: messenger RNA, 2224 nt
Organism: Eurytemora carolleeae
Lineage: Eukaryota; Metazoa; Arthropoda; Copepoda; Calanoida; Temoridae
Product: transient receptor potential cation channel subfamily A member 1 homolog
Exons: 29
Coding region: 65-2224 (719 amino acids)
Molecular function (GO): protein binding
Source: RefSeq, a predicted model, not a curated record
AGAAAUCGAAAUGUUCCAAAACAGAACAUGUUGAAAACCUAGAAAAAACUAGCCUAGAGGAAACAUGACGUUGAAAUCACUGUAUCAGUUGGCUCGAAGUGGAGAUGUUGGAGGGAUAGAAGAUGUUCUUCAAUCCCAGGAUACUGUCAAACUAGAUACACUAGAUGAAAAUAAGGUAUCUGCUCUGCACUAUGCUGCUCGCUACAGUCAUAUUGAUGUUAUGCAUGUUCUCGUUCAAAACGGAGCUGAUGUUAACAUCCAGGGUGAUGAUGGACUUACUCCUCUCCACUAUGCUGCCAGGUUUAAGAUACCAAAGUCUGAAAAAACACCUGCCCUGGUUUCCACCUAUCUCACUGAUUCUUCAAUUAAGGAAGUUUUAGGAAUAGAUAUGGGUGUGUCCUACAAGAAUGAAGUUAAAAAUAAAACUGAAACCGUGUCGGAGAAAAAUCAGAAAUCAGCUGAUCCAGUGAUAAGAUAUCUAUUGGAAUCUGGAGCUAGAGUUAAUGAAAAAGAUAACUAUGGUCUCACACCUCUACAUUAUGCAUGCAUGAGAGGGAAUAUCGAGGCUACGGAGGAGCUGAUUUUGAGCCCUGCCAUUAAUAUCGAAGCUACUGAUGAACAAGCUCUCACGCCUCUUCAUCUUGCUUGUACAUAUGGACAACAGGAGUGCGCACGUUUGUUGUUACAAGCUGGAGCAAAUAUUAUCAGUUGCGAUGAAAGGAAAAGUACUGCACUACAUAAGGCAUGUGCUCAUGAUAUACCAGAGUUGGUUAGUUUACUGUUGAAAUCAUUGGAAGCAUUGGUUGGAGUGGAUGGGGUGGAUGAAAUUCUCUCCUAUACAGAUAUAAACCAGCAAACCCCUCUCCAAGUUGCAGUAGAAGCUGGGAACAUAGAGAACGUCAAGAUCCUUCUUGAAAAUGGUGCUGAAGCAAGUGUGCACAAUGAGGAGCACAUGUAUGCUCUCCACCUAGCAUGUACUGUUGGGAGCCUAGAUAUUGUAAAGAUUUUACUGAAAAACGAAGCUGACAUUCAAAGCAGGAAUAGGAAGAAUCAAACUGCAUUGCACGUAGCAAGUGCUCACAAUAACCCUGCUAUCAUCGCAUACCUUAUAGGAAAAGGAGCAGAAAUAGACGUCAGAGAUGAAAGCAAUAAUACCCCUCUUCUCCUGGCAGCGAGGAAAGGUCACCCAGACGCUGUAAAGGUUCUUGUCAAUUAUGGAGCAAGUCUAACUCUUGUGGAUAAAGAAGAUCGAAGCUGCUUCUAUCUUGCAGUUGAACAAAAUCAUCCAGAUGUCGUAAACUUGCUUUUGGAGUACAAUGAUGUUCAGCAGUUGAUGGGACUCUGUGACAGAUGGGACAAUACUCCUUUACAUGUUGCUUGUAUUAAGGGUUUUUACGAGAUUGCAAUAAUACUUAUAGAAGCAGGGGCUGAUAUAUCUGCUAAGAAUGAAGAUGAGCAAACACCACUAUUGGUUUCGGCCAUUCAUGGAAGAAAUAGGCUAGUCACCAAGUUACUAGGGUUAAAUAAGUUUGCUGUUAAUGAUGAAGAUUGCCAAUCUAAUACAGCGUUACAUCUUGCCUGUAUUCAUGGACAUUAUGAAAUAGUUUCAACAUUAAUAUCUGGAGAUGCCAAUAUUGUUGCAAGGAAUUAUCAUCUUUGGACACCACUAGACUGUGCUGCAGCAAGCGGAUGGGUCAAGUGUGCCAAACUUCUUAUCAAUGCCCGAGCUCCAGUUGAUCCAAUGGAUAAGAAGAAGACAACCCCUCUACAUUUAUCCGCCAAAUUUGGGCAUGCCGAGGUCACAGAACUCCUAUUGGAGCACGGGGCAUCAGUUCAAAUAAGAGAUAUAACCGGUAGAAAUGGUCUAGACGUAGCAAUCCAAUAUGACAACAGAAAUGUAGUUGUAGUUAUACUGGAGAGUAAUCAAUGGGAGAGUGCUCUAAGAAAUGAGUACUGCACAAAUGCAGAUGUACGGGAAACACCUCUGAGGCUAUUAAUUAAAAAGUACCCAGACUUAGCCAAGCUUGUGUUUGAUAAGUGUGUCACAACAAACCAGCAUAAUUCAAAGCUUACUCAGAACACAAAAACUGUUUCUGCAGUUGAUAAAAAACUAGAGGUUGUGAUGAAUUAUGAGUUCUUAGAUGAUACAUAUUCAGUUUAUCAUCUUAACCAGCAUGAAUCACAAGAUGAAACACAUACAGCACAUUUCAAGAUUAUAGUCUAA